Thunnus maccoyii (southern bluefin tuna) is the source of this 4160-nucleotide messenger RNA. RefSeq names its product sodium/hydrogen exchanger 3-like. Gene Ontology annotation, biological process: sodium ion transport; proton transmembrane transport; regulation of pH. Gene Ontology annotation, cellular component: brush border membrane; apical plasma membrane. Gene Ontology annotation, molecular function: sodium:proton antiporter activity. The transcript is spliced from 16 exons. NCBI's taxonomy places the organism in Eukaryota, Metazoa, Chordata, Actinopteri, Scombriformes, Scombridae. Bases 739 to 3402 code for a protein of 887 amino acids. The record is from RefSeq and is a predicted model, not a curated record.
ACAGAUAAUAAAAUACAACUAGAGAUACAAUUUUGUGUUUUCCCAUUCGUUAUUUUGUGAUCCCUAAAUUUAGAUCCUUCAGUGGGGUCUCCAGGUUGGGAUAAUGUAUAAACUUGGGACCUGUCUGAUUACUCAUGCUGCUUGCUAGAUUGUAUUGUAUCUCAUUGACAACCAGGUAUAAGUGAACCAAAACCAAAACUAGGAAAAUAAGGUGGGGAUAUGGUAGAUUUAAUUUUCUAUUUAAAGUGUCAAAUAUCCAGUCAUGUGUGACAGCAACAUCAAUCAUUUGUAGGACUUUAAAAGUAUUUAAGAAGGAAUUGCCUCAAAAAUAAAGCCAUUUUGGAUAUAAUUUAGUUAAGCGUCAGUGACAACAUACUUAUAAACCAUUCACAGCCAAUGAAGAAAGGAUGGGAAGACCAAAACUUCCAUUGAGUAAAGUGGCCAAACUAGCUGGGCUGGGUAGAAAGUGGGAGGAUCAAGCAUCAGGAUGGGCUGAGCCUCACCUGCUUUGAAAAGCUGUAUCCUUGGCAGAGAGGAGAGCAGAGAGCGGGCCACUAUGCUCAGGCCAGAUAAAGAUGUGCAUGUGUGUUGGGGCAAAGUCAAAAGAGACCUGAGAAGGAAGGAGGAAACACAAUAAAGGAAUGAGAGAGUGCUACACAAUCUGCGGUUGACCUGAGCACUGAGUCAACAGCUCUGUGUAAUAGCUGCCUAAGAAUUUCUGUAGUAAUUUUUCCAAUCAUGGCAGCUAUGUGGCGAUUUGCACUUUUUCUUAGCGUGUUGCUGAUGGUGUCCAGAGGGUCAAGCCUGGCUGUCGAGGCCAACUCCAGAAGCUCAGACCAUGGCCAUCCAGCCACCCCGAGCUCAGACACAAGCCACGGGGACGGGCAUGGUUCGGUCCAUAACUCGAGUGGAAGCCAUGAUUCGAGCGGAGGCCAUGAUUCGAGCCAUGGAGACAGUGGCCAUGACGGCCACGGAGGAGGGCCCAUCACCACCUUACCUAUUGUGAGCUGGAAGUGGCACCAUGUCACCACCCCAUACCUGGUGGCUGUUUGGAUCCUGGUCUGCUGGCUGUGCAAACUCAUCAUCGAGGCCAACCACCAUGUGACCAGCGUGAUCCCGGAGAGCGCCUUGCUCAUCUGCUUCGGCUUCAUCCUGGGUGGCAUAAUUUGGGGUGCAGACAAGGUGCAGACCUUCAAACUGACGCCGACUGUGUUCUUCUUCUACCUGCUGCCCCAAAUCAUCCUGGAUGCGGGCUACUUCAUGCCAAACAAGCUCUUCUUCAGCAACAUGGGGGCCAUCCUGGUCUAUGCCGUCAUCGGGACCUGCUGGAAUGCCGCCAGCGUGGGGCUCUCGCUUUGGGGGUGCGCCAAAGGAGGAGCCAUGGGUGACCUGGACAUCGGUCUGCUGCAGUAUCUUCUCUUUGGCAGUCUAAUUGCCGCUGUGGACCCCGUAGCCGUCAUCGCUGUGUUUGAAGAGGUCCAUGUCAAUGAGGUCCUCUUCAUCAUGGUGUUUGGAGAGUCGCUGCUUAACGACGGCGUGACAGUGGUGCUCUUCAAUGUGUUUGAUGCAUUUGUGUCUCUAGGAGGACCCCAAAUUGAUGCUGUGGAGAUAAUCAAAGGAAUAAUUUCCUUCUUUGUGGUGGCGUUUGGCGGUUCCCUCCUCGGUUUGGUGUUUGGGAUACUUCUCUCUCUUCUGACCAGAUGCACUAAAAACAUCCAGAUCAUUGAGCCAGGCUUCAUCUUUGUCUUGGGAUACCUCUCCUACCUGACUGCGGAGAUGCUCUCUCUGUCUGCCAUCCUUGCGAUUGUCUUCUGUGGCAUGUCCUGCCAGAAGUACAUCAAUGCAAACAUGGACGAGAAGUCAGUCACCACCGUCAGAUAUGCCAUGAAGGUUUUCGCCAAUGGAUCAGAAACCAUCAUCUUUGUGUUCCUUGGCAUCUCGGCCAUUGACAAAGCAAUAUGGGUUUGGAACACAGGCUUCAUCCUCCUCACGCUCCUCUUCAUCUUUGUAUACAGGAUCAUCGGUGUCUUUUUCCUCACCUGGAUUCUCAACAAGUUCAGACUGGUCCCCUUGGAGUUCAUAGAUCAGGUUAUUAUGAGCUACGGUGGCCUGCGAGGGGCGGUUGCGUAUGGCCUGGCAGUGAUGCUGGAUGACCACAAGAUAAAGGAGAAGAAUCUAAUGGUCUGCACUACUCUGAUUGUAGUGUACUUCACUGUCAUCCUUCAGGGAGUAACAAUGAAGCCUCUUGUCACCUGGCUCAAAGUAAAGAGAGCUGCAAAGACUGAGCUCACACUCAUAGAGAAAGUGCAGAGUAAGUUCUUUGAUCACAUGCUUGUUGCAAUAGAAGAUAUAUCUGGACAAAUAGGACACAACUACAUGAGAGACAAGUGGAAUAACUUUGAGGAGAAAUGGAUGACAGGGAUUUUGAUGAAGCCAUCUGCGAGGAAGAACCGCGACUAUGUCUUCAAAGUCUUCCAUAAGCUGAACCUCAAGGAUGCCAUGAGCUAUGUGGCUGAGGGUGAACGCAGAGGCUCUCUGGAGUUUGUCCGGAAUGAAACGGCAUUCAUUGACUUCAAGAAAAAGUUUGGUGAGGAUAUCUCAGAGGUCAUGCCUGACAUCACGUACGACACGUCAGAUGAUUAUGGUGGAACGUCUGUUAUGAGGAGAGACCCUGUGCCAUCGGUGAGCUUGGAAAUGCACGAGCAGACCAUGAACGGUAUGAGGGAAACUGAGGACAUUAACACUCACCACCUGCUGCAGCAGCAUCUGUACAGGGGCAGGAAACAGCACCGACAUAGGUACAGCCGGAGCCACUUUGAUGUCAACAAAGAUGAAAAUGAGGUGCAGGAGAUCUUCCAGAGGACCAUGAGGAAUCGAUUGGAGUCCUUCAAGUCCGCAAAGAUGGGUGUCGCUCCACCAAAGACGAUAAGCAAGCACCCAAAGAAAGACCAACAGCAAAAGAUGCCAAAUGGAAAAUCAAUGGAUAAAAGUAAAAGCUACCUUUCUGGUGAUGAAGAUUUUGAGUUCUCAGAGGGGGACACCGCCUCCGGCUAUGACUCAGCAGGUGGUUCAUUCCCCAUGAGGGUCACCUACAGAGCAGGAGCUGGAAUCGAGAAUCCAGCCUUCAUGCUGGACCAGGACCCCAUGGCACCGAUGCAGAUCCCGCCGUGGCUUGCGGAGGCCGAACUCGACAGCAGCACAGUGGCUCCUUCGCAGAGAGCCCAGGUGAGGCUGCCGUGGACGCCCAGCAACCUGCGCCGCCUGGCUCCACUUCGCACCAGCACUCACUCCACGGACUCCUUCAUGCUGGCCGACACACCUGCCACACACCAGAGGGGCGACAACGACCAGCUGCCGCCGCCGCCGCCGCCGCCUUCUCACAAAGAUGGUGACCACAUGUAGCAUCCCACCUCCCCACUUCAUCUCCCUCUUACAUGGCUGCCAAAGACACAGAACACAACCUCAGACUUUGCACCGUCUACUCUCAAAAAAUUGACUAGAGAAUGUUUUCUUUUCCUUCGUUUAAUCUUAAUCCUGCUUCCGCACAAAACUUUCACAAUCCCAUAACCUUUGUGCUGUUGAAACAGCUUCUGUUGUUGCUCUAACUUUACCCUUCACUGAGCAAAGCUAAAUGAGAGAUCCUGUACGCACAGUGGCAGGUUAUUUACCAGAACAUGUUGAACAUUGUCUUAUUUUCUCCUCUGGUUCAUAGCAAACUUGUCAAACAUUGCAAAUGCUCGUCAUCCCCUAAAGAGUAUCUUAUCCCUUAAUGUGAUACAAGACAUUUUCAAGAAUGUAGAUAUGUGUAGAUUUGUUGUUUAUACAGAUGAUAAAAAAGGGAAAUUAUAGCAAUAUGAAGCAUACAGAGUAACAUGAAAUCAAUUCCAUCUCUAUAAUCUGAAUUAAUUUCUUUUCUGUGUGUUUUUUUCAUUUUUCUGAGGACAGAACUUAAGGUGAAACGUUAAACUUGAAGGAUAAGACCACUGUAAAUGUUGCUUAUGUGAUGAAGAAAUAUUUAAAUAAUAUUUAUGGACAUGUCCACCAUCUCAAACAGAAACUAUAUUUUAUGUACCUCCGACAAAUAACACUUUAACUGACUGGACAUGGUUUUGAACUGUAUGUAUUUGAAUAUAGAUUUAGAAAUUAAAAUGAGAAAAAUC